GAGUGGCCGGAUGGAGCGCACGAGGCUUGGCGUCGAUUGUGACGCCGAGGAAUGGAACGCGGAGGAGAGGGAAAAGGACGGGGCGGGGACGCUUCCCCUCCUACCGCCUGGGGAGUGGAACCCGCUUGGGAUCGGCUGCUUCUAAGAGCUUCUGAAAAUUCUCUUCAGCGACUGGGGCUGAAAGUCGUUUCUAAAAGCCGAAGCCCUGCGGCAAAGGCAGCCAAUGCAAAAGAGCCUGUAGCCCGGCGGUCUUCCUUAGCCGCCCCGUUAUCGCCAAGUCUUUUCCUUGGAAAAAAAAGCGUUCACACGGUCGCUCAUUCACACGCCUUGGAACAAAGAAUCGGGGAGGGAGGGAGGGAAAGAGGAAGGGGGCGCUCAUGGAACUCGCCUAUAGGAUCUAUAGGACACUACAUUCCGCAGUCGGUAUAUAGAGAGACCUAAAGGGAAAGCCGGGAAGAUCGGCGGCUGCUUUGCUCUCCUCCAGCCCGGCAAAGGGGCCUCGUCCCACCCGUCGCUAGAGGGAGGUGUGGUAUAGAGAGAAAGGAGAGGAAGCGGCCGCCGGACCAGCCAAGGCGGACGGCUUGCUUGGAGAGGGCGAGAGAAGGGAGGAAGGAAGGACAAGCUGCCGAUCGGGCUUCCCUUGCCUUGAAUCGAGCGCGACAGUCCCCGGAGGCGUCGCUGGCGAGGCAGCCCUCGGGAAAAGGGCGCUUCGGGGGACUCCCGGAUAGAAAGAGGCGCUUUUGACAGGGGGGGCGGCAUCGGAGGUGGCCCGAGCCACAGGGGCAAGGCUGUCAUCCUCCCCCGCCUCUGCUUCGUCCCGUUCCUUGCUGUUAAAUCCGCCCGAGGGCUGCUGCUGCUUCCCCCGCGUAAGCGCGAGGCUUUUCUCGGCGGCUCCGGGUUUCCAUUUUGGAUGGUGUAGCUUCUCCGUAGCCAGGGAGGGCUCUUCCCGGAGAGACCCCCGAAGCGUGCGCGUCGAGAGAGAGAGGGGGAAGUUCGCGGAGAAGCCCGCCUCUGCCUCUCCUCCGGCUCACCUCCCAAACAAACAAGCCAGCCGGAAAGUCUCAAGAAGCUGCCAAGAAGGAGCGUGACUGAGAGACUCGCCCCGAGGAAAAGAGGAGGCGGAGGAGGAGGAGAAGAAGAAGAAGAAGCAGCGCCUUUGCCCUCCCAUCUUCCGUCCUGACCGCCUCCCCCUUUGCUUUGAAUCCACCUUCCCUCCGCCGUCCUCUCUCCUUCCUCGGAAGCGCCCAGGGGCUGCAAGAGCCGGACUGAGAGGAUGGCUUCGACCGCAACCUGCACCAGGUUUACCGACGAGUAUCAGCUCUUUGAGGAGCUUGGAAAGGGAGCGUUUUCAGUGGUAAGAAGAUGCCUGAAAAUCACUACAGGACAAGAAUAUGCUGCCAAAAUUAUCAACACUAAAAAGCUGUCAGCAAGGGAUCACCAGAAAUUAGAGAGAGAAGCUAGAAUCUGUCGCCUUUUGAAGCACCCUAAUAUCGUGCGACUUCAUGAAAGCAUAUCAGAAGAAGGAUUUCAUUACUUAGUCUUUGAUUUAGUUACCGGAGGCGAAUUAUUUGAAGACAUUGUUGCAAGAGAAUAUUACAGUGAAGCAGAUGCAAGUCAUUGCAUUCAGCAGAUCCUGGAGGCUGUGCUACACUGCCAUCAGAUGGGCGUAGUCCAUCGGGACUUGAAGCCUGAGAACUUGCUUCUAGCAAGCAAGUCAAAAGGAGCAGCUGUAAAACUGGCAGAUUUUGGAUUAGCAAUUGAAGUGCAGGGUGAACAACAGGCCUGGUUUGGCUUUGCUGGUACACCAGGAUACCUUUCCCCUGAGGUGCUACGAAAAGAUCCCUAUGGGAAGCCGGUAGACAUGUGGGCCUGUGGUGUUAUACUCUAUAUCCUCUUGGUGGGAUACCCUCCCUUUUGGGAUGAAGAUCAACAUAGACUUUAUCAACAGAUCAAAGCUGGUGCUUAUGAUUUUCCUUCCCCAGAAUGGGAUACCGUGACCCCAGAAGCGAAAGACCUUAUCAACAAAAUGCUUACAAUCAAUCCUGCCAAACGCAUCAAUGCAACUGAGGCCCUCAAACACCCAUGGAUCUGUCAACGCUCUACUGUUGCUUCGAUGAUGCACAGACAGGAGACCGUAGAUUGUUUGAAGAAGUUCAAUGCAAGAAGGAAACUCAAGGGAGCCAUUUUAACAACAAUGCUGGCUACAAGAAAUUUCUCAGCAGCCAAGAGUUUAUUGAAGAAACCUGAUGGAGUAAAGAAAAGGAAGUCCAGUUCGAGUGUUCAAAUGAUGAUAAACAACAAAACCAACGUAGUAACCAGCCCUAAAGAAAAUAUUCCCACCCCAGCGCUGGAGCCCCAAACUACAGUAAUCCACAAUCCAGAUGGAAAUAAGGAAUCAACAGAGAGUUCCAACACAACCAUUGAAGAUGAAGAUGUAAAAGCUCGUAAACAAGAGAUCAUCAAGGUUACUGAGCAGCUGAUAGAAGCUAUCAAUAAUGGGGAUUUUGAAGCCUACACGAAAAUCUGCGAUCCUGGCCUUACCUCAUUUGAGCCUGAAGCUUUGGGAAAUCUUGUAGAAGGGAUGGAUUUCCACCGGUUUUACUUUGAAAAUGCUUUGUCGAAAAGCAACAACAAGCCAGUCCACACCAUUAUCCUGAAUCCCCAUGUCCAUCUGGUAGGGGAUGAUGCUGCCUGCAUUGCAUAUAUCCGACUGACACAAUAUAUGGAUGGAAGUGGAAUGCCCAAAACGAUGCAGUCAGAAGAGACAAGGGUUUGGCACCGCCGUGAUGGAAAAUGGCAAAAUGUUCACUUUCACCGUUCAGGAUCACCAACAGUACCUAUCAACUAAAUGUCAGUGCCACCCACGUUGUGUCCACGCACUCCGCACUUGGUUGGCUCCCCCGGGCCAUCCUUUGGCCCUCUUCAUGCAUGUUCUCCGAGUGCAUGAAGCUGUGAAGUUUCUUCAAGUGAUAUGUUUAUGAUUGCAUCAUUUUGUUGUAUAUUCCAUUGAUAGCUUUUGUUUACCCUUCAUUGAAGGAAAUGUUUCAUGGCAGAUGGAAGGAGAGGUACAAGAAUAAAGGGUAAAGGGAAAAAUUGAAAUGUGAGAGUAUAUUCAGAUUAUACAUCUCCAGCAAAAAUACAAAUAUCAUCUGCAUGUGCACCCUAUAAAAACAAAGGUUAAAAAUAAUUAACUUUGUUUAAUUUUUAUUCUUUUCUGAGUCAUUUGUUUUUAAAGGUUGUUGCCUAAUCCUUGUGUUAUAGGAGGAUUAAUGAAUUUCCUACUAUCAGCAUCUUUAAUGUAGGACGUAUGGCAGACAUAGUGACUUAGAUCAAAGCAUUUCUAUAGGUUUGAGGUCUUGGGAAGUUGCCUUUGCUGUGAUUCACUAUGUAUAACUGGAAAAAAAAAAGGAUAAAAUUUGCAGAUUUGACUUCAACAAGAAUAAUUGUCACUGUGGUCAUUUGUUCAGCAAAUGUAACGGCAAAUAGUUUUUUCUUCCUUUUCUAAUUGCUUAUUUAGCAUCAUUUUCAGGAAGAAAAUAUAUAGCAUUUCUAGCUUUCAGAAGCCAAACAGUGAACAGAUUCAAUGUAGCUUCUGAUGAUAUAGCUUAUGGGUACAAUAAAACUUUUUUUAAUCAUUUUUUGGAUGUACAGUACAUUUAUUAAAGCAAGAUGUAGAGGAUUUUUUAACUGAUAUUCUAAUAAGAUAAUGUAGCAAUUUAGAACAAUUAGAUCUUAAAAGCUUAGUAUCAGGAGAAGUCUAAAUUUUCUUUAUAUCAAUUUAUUACCAGGAAACACCUGUUUUCUAAUAAUGUUGUCAAAUUUAACAGUAAUUUAUCCAUUUUUCAUGGCUCGUUGACAGCCUUGAAAGUAUGAAAUAAAAUAGUAAUUAUAGAUUUAUUAAUUUCUUCAUUUUCCUACAUGUCAAAUGUCCCUCAAAUGUCAAUUACUGCAUAUAUACCUGCAAAACAAGCAGUUAAAACACAUUAUUUGGAUAAUGUUUGUUUGCUUUUCUUGUAUAAAUAUAACAUAUUUCCAAUAGUACUGCUCCUUCUAUUUCAGUUUUUUUAAAAAAAUGUAUUAAUACUUUUCUUUCUUAUUAAAGUAUUUUUGUUUCAUUAAGUAGGGCAAUCAAUUUUCUGUAACACUGUAUAGCGCAUGAUAUUUUGAUUAAUAUUCUUUUUGGUAAGUAAAAAUUUACAACUUAUAACAGCUUGAAAAAAUUUUUAAAGACAGAGAAAAAAAAAGUCCCAAUUUGUAUAACUUUCAUUUCUCUAUACUGAUUAUUAAUCAAAAGUGGAUCUUAUUCUUUAUACCUCGAUGUUGUAAACAUUAUGUUAGAAAAAAUUAAGCUUUUCUGGUGAUAGUUAUUACAUACUUUCAACCCACAGAAGUAUUUAGAACAAUCAUCAGUAAAUGUCUCAAGCCAUAUUAAUCUGCUAGUGGGAUCUGUGAAAAGAUAAUGGCCUCAUGCAUAAUUUUUAUUAAUAAAUUUCUUCUUUUGUGAAGCA
Pantherophis guttatus is the source of this 4508-nucleotide messenger RNA. RefSeq names its product calcium/calmodulin dependent protein kinase II delta (gene CAMK2D). Lineage: Eukaryota; Metazoa; Chordata; Lepidosauria; Squamata; Colubridae. Gene Ontology annotation, biological process: protein phosphorylation. The record is from RefSeq and is a predicted model, not a curated record. Gene Ontology annotation, molecular function: ATP binding; calcium/calmodulin-dependent protein kinase activity; calmodulin binding.